AUGGUGAUUUUACUUAUCACCCCACCUCCUGUUGAUAAAGACGGAAGAGAAAGAUGUUGGCUUCCAGAAAGGACAAAUGAAAUGGCUGGUGUCUAUGCAGGUAAAUGCAUAGAACUAGCCAGAGAAAUGGGUGUACACUGUGUUGACAUUUGGUCAAAAAUGCAAGCAGUUGAAGGUUGGCAGAAACUAUACUUGAGUGAUGGACUGCAUCUGACGCCGGAAGGAAACGCUCUGGUCCACAAGGAGGUCGUCGGAACCUUGAGAGGUGCUCGUCUGAGAGCUGAAGUUAUGCCGCUUGACUUCCCUCAUCAUUCCAAAAUUGAUGCAAUUCACCAGGAAAGGUCCUUCCAGUGA
Messenger RNA from Triticum turgidum subsp. durum (durum wheat), 354 nucleotides. Lineage: Eukaryota; Viridiplantae; Streptophyta; Magnoliopsida; Poales; Poaceae. The record is from the annotation of a GenBank genome assembly.